This is a messenger RNA of Closterium sp. Naga37s-1, 837 nucleotides long. NCBI's taxonomy places the organism in Eukaryota, Viridiplantae, Streptophyta, Zygnematophyceae, Desmidiales, Closteriaceae. The record is from the annotation of a GenBank genome assembly.
AUGACGGUGCUUCGCGCUUUCCUGCUGCUGCUCUGUGCGCUCGCCGCCGCGCACGUGGCGGCCGCGGCGGAGUUCAACCCCGCUCUCGCCACUCUCGCCGCAAGGCCCGACGAGACUCUGCUCGCCACGGGCAAGGCGCUCGCAGAAGACGCAAGCGAGGACGCGGAUGUGAUAAUAACGAACCGCGCUCUUGCGGAGGAGGGCGAGCAGUCGGCCCAUGAUGGCGCUGUUCGCGUCCUGGCGGAGGACGACCUUCUCUCCCUGCUGGCGCAGGGCUCUGUGUAUGCUGACGUGGCGGACAUGCGCAGGAGCCUGAAGAAGGGGAAGAAGUGCAAGGGGAAGAAAUGCAGGAAGGGGAAGAAGGGGAAGAAGGGGAAGAACGGGAAGAAGGGGAAGAAGGGGAAGAAGGGGAAGAAGGGGAAGAAGGGCAAGAAGAAAGAAGGCGCGGCAGCAGCACCUGGUGGGGCAGCACCUGGUGGUGAGGCCCCCGCCGCCGCUGGCGCUGAUUCAGCUGCACCCGGUGGGGGCGAGGAGGCGGGCCCUGAGGGCGUGCCUGCUCGCAGCAUGAUGACGGAGGACGACCUGUUCUCCCAGCUGGAGGGGGGGGAUGCUGACGUGGCGGACACGCGCAGGAGCCUGAAGAAGAAGGGAAAGAAGUGCAAGGGGAAGAAAUGCAGGAAGUACAAGAAGGGCAAGAAGGGGAAGAAGAAUGAAGGAGCGGUAGCAGCACCUGGUGGGGCGGCACCUGGAUGUACCACAUGUGGGCAGAGGGAGGAAAGCGUGAUGGUGGAUGAUGAGUGGGUGGCUGGGGAAGAAGGGGGCUACAGGAGAUGCUGA